GCAUCAGGGUGUGAUAUUGUGAUAUUGGGUACUGACUUUCAAAGAUUACAGAUAAUCCCUGGGGCAAAACAUGGAAACAUUCAAGUGGGAUGUGUGGACUGUUCAAUGCAACAGGGGAAGAUUGCAGCUUCCUAUGGAAAGGUGAUUUGUAUCUUUGAGCCAGUUAGCAUCUUGAAGGAGAACGGCAAUUUAGUGUUACAUUAUCAGUGGCAAAAGAAUGCUCAAAUCUUACUGGAUGCUAUAGCACAUAAUCUAACAUGGGAUCCCACAGGCACUCGCCUUUUGACUGGUUCCAGUUCUCUUCAACUUUGGUCUAAUAUUCCUUUGGAAAACCCUUCUGACAAUGACAAUACUGAAACAACAGAUGUUGGACUUGGAGAAUGGAGGUGUAUCUGGCAAUGCAAAACUGCUUCUCAAGUUUGUCUAAUGAAGUUCUCACCAGAUGGGGAGUUCUUUGCUACUGCUGGAAAGGAUGAUUGUCUUGUGAAAGUGUGGUACAAUACAGACAGCUGGCGAUCAGCUGUAACGCCACCUGGUGCAAGUCCAGAAAAACAAGUAAAGGAAGUUGAUUUUUCAUUUGUUUAUUUGGCUCAUCCUCGAUCAGUGAAUGCAUUUUCAUGGAGGAAGACUAGUAAAUUCAUGCCACGUGGUGCUGUCUGCAAUGUACUCCUCACUUGCUGUAAGGAUAAUGUCUGUCGUCUCUGGGCAGAGACUUUGUUACCCAAUGACAGUCUGUUGUGUGGUGGAGGAAACAACAACUGGAGUGAAGCAGUGACCUUAACAAAUAACUUCAAGAGAAAUACUUCGAGUAAGGACAAAGUGCAAAGUGCUUUAGAGUUAAACCUAAGGCACUUUCGACGAGGAAGGAGGAGGUCGGGUGCUGUUGUAGCACAUACUGGAUUUGCUCCACAUCAGCGAGAUCCCCAUGAAGUUCACAGGAACAUUACUCCUCAUGCAAAUGCACUUUGUCACUUCCAUAUUGCUGCCAGUAUCAAUCCAGCCACAGAUAUUCCUCUGCUCCCUUCUAUCACAUCUCUGAGUCUUGGUGGAAAUGAAGAAAAAAGUGGACCUUUUGUUGUGCACUGGCUAAACAAUAAAGAACUUCAUUUUACCUUAUCUAUGGAAGUAUUUUUGCAGCAACUUAAGAAGAGUUUUGAACAUCAUUCUGAGACUAACACCGAGGAAUCUAAUCAAAUGGAUGGGAGAUCAGAGGAAGAAGUUGAUGAAACUGGAGAUGAACAGAAGGGGAUCCAAGAAAAGAAGGAACUGGGUGAUGAGAAGGCUACUCCAAAUUCAAGCCUGGUUCCUUUGUCUUCUGCUAUUAUUGAUCAUGAAAUUGAAGUACUACUUUCUGAAUGGAGUAAAAAUGCUGACAUGCUUUUCAGUAUACAUCCUAUGGAUGGUUCACUGCUAGUGUGGCAUGUGGACUGGCUAGACGAAUACCAGCCUGGCAUGUUUCGCCAGGUGCAGGUGUCUUUUGUCUCAAGAAUUCCUGUUGCAUUUCCAACGGGUGAUGCAAACUCUCUAUGCCGAAGUAUAGUGAUGUAUGCUUGUACCAAAAAUGUUGACUUAGCUAUUCAACAAGGCAAACAGAAACCUCCAGGCCUUACACGAUCUGCAUCUAUGCUUAUCUCUUCUGGACACAGUAAAUCAACAAACAGUUUAAAACUAAGUAUCUUCACGCCCAAUGUUAUGAUGAUUUCCAAACAUGCAGAUGGGUCAUUGAACCAGUGGCUAGUGAGUUUUGCUGAGGAAUCGGCUUUUUCCACUGUACUCAGUAUUUCACAUAAAUCACGAUAUUGUGGUCACCGUUUUCAUCUUAAUGACUUAGCUUGCCACUCAGUAUUACCUCUGCUGCUUACAACAUCACAUCACAAUGCUCUAAUUUCACCUGAUGUUGAGAAUGCAGAACAGGCAAAUGAUUCUCAAGAGUCACCAGCAAGAUUUCAGAGCAGAAGCAGUGCGAGCCUAACAUCACAGGAUCCCAAUGCAGUUUACAGUGAACUUAUUCUUUGGAGAGUUGACCCUGUUGGGCCUUUGUCCUUUUCUGGUGGAGUUUCUGAACUUGCACGGAUCAAUUCUCUCCAUAUUUCAGCUUUUUCUAAUGUUGCAUGGCUGCCCACACUUAUACCCAGCUACUGCCUUGGUGCAUACUGUAAUUCUCCAAGUGCCUGCUUUGUGGCUAGUGAUGGACAUCAUUUGAGGUUAUAUCAAGCAGUAAUAGAUGCAAAGAAACUUUUGUGUGAGCUCUCCAAUCCAGAAAUUUCUAAAUAUGUUGGUGAAGUUUUUAACAUCGUAAGUCAGCAAUCUACAGCUCGCCCAGGAUGUAUCAUUGAACUGGAUGCUAUCACAGAGCUUCAUGGCAAGAAAACACAGUUAUUCCAUGUUUUUCAAGAAGACUUGAUUUUAAAUAACGAGGAGAAGGAAAUACCUGAAAAGAGGAACAAUUUAUCAGACUCUGGAAACCAGCACAAUGGAUUCUCUGAGAAAUUCUAUUUAAUAGUAGUGGAGUAUACUCAAAGUCGUUCAUUAUUACAUAUGUGGCAUUUACAUUUGAAGUCAAUUCCUGUCUCAAUAGAUGAAAAGAUAGAUUCAAAUACAUCUGAAGCAGCAACACGAAUAGAAGUACAUUCUUCACCAGAUCCAGAGAAGAUCCAGUCACCUUUCACUCAGAAGUAUCAAGCCUGUAGAGCAAACCUUCAGAGCACCAGCUCACUUACUCUGUCUUCCAAAAUGGUGUAUAGUCAAGAGCUGAAUUUGCCAGAAGGAGUAGAAAUAAUAAGUGUAAAGCCAUCAGCAGGACAUUUGAGUUCUUCUUCCAUAUAUCCUGUUUGUCGUGCACCUUAUCUGCUGGCUACUUCAUGCUCUGAUGGAAAAGUUCGGUUCUGGAGAUGCAGAGUUACCACUGAAUCAUCAGCUUCAUCCAUGCCAGAAUAUAGUGCAUAUAGUGAUAUUACAUAUGUAUGGGAAGAAUGGCCCUUACUGAUUGAGGAUGGACUUCUUAGUAGUAGUGCUAUUAAUGUUCCAGGAAGGCCAACUGAAGUUAGCUGUGCACACACAAACAGAUUAGCAGUAGCAUACAAACAGGUAACAGCUAAAAAUAGCAAUCUUUCUCAAGAUUUUGUAAUGCAUGUUAGUAUUUUUGAAUGUGAAUCUACAGGGGGUUCUUCUUGGAUUCUAGAACAGACUCUUCAUUUAGAUGAAAUAGGCACCAUGUUAGACUCUGGUGUUAGUAUUGAUAAUAAUUUAAUGGCAUACAGCACACAAGACAUUUCUCUGUCUCAUGGUGGGAAUAUUAUGUCCAGCACUAAGCACUUGGUACACUUAGAUUGGAUGUCUAGGGAAGAUGGUUCACAUAUUCUAACAGUGGGAAUUGGAUCAAAACUUUAUAUGUUUGGUCAGCUGUCUGGGAAAAUGCAAGAACAAAAUGGUAAGGAGAUUGUAGCAAUGUCCCAUGGUGGCAGUGCCAAGUCUACAACCCUUUCUAGGUUUGUUCUGCUGCGUUGUGUUGACUUGGUUUCAUCUGUAGAGGGGUCACCUCCUUUUCCAGUCUCCUUGUCUUGGGUGCGUGAUGGCAUUCUUGUAGUUGGAAUGGAUUGUGAAAUGCAUGUUUAUUCCCAGUGGCAGUCUCCUUCCAAGCAAGAACUAGUUAGUACAGAUUCCUACAGUGGAAGUAUACCGUGUAUAACUAGCUUAAUGAAACAAAGCCAGUCAGCUGCCUCAGGUCUGCAUCCACCAAAGCGAACCUUAACAAGAUCUUUGACCAGUCUUGCACAGAAACUUAGUGGGAAAAGAUCUGCCUGUGAUCUGUCUACAGAAAUGGAAGAUUCUGGUCUUUUUGAAGCAGCUCAUACAUUAUCUCCCACUUUACCUCAGUACCAUCCAUACCAACUGUUAGAACUCAUGGAUCUUGGUAAAGUACAUAGAGCAAAAGCUAUUCUGUCCCAUCUGGUGAAGUGCAUUGCUGGAGAAGUUGUUGCUAUAAAUGAAUCUGAAUCUAAUCAUGAUAAGAGGCUCAGAUCUCUGACCAUCAGUGCUAGUGGAAGCACUGCAAGAGAUCCUAAAACAUUUAGCAAAACUGAUACUACAGACUAUAUUGAAAUAGACUCUGUUCCACCAUUGCCUUUGUAUGCUCUGCUUGCUGCAGAUGAUGAUUCCUCACAUUCCUGUUCAGAGAAAUCUAAUAAUCAAAACAAUAAAAAAGAUAAGUCCAAUGACAGUUAUGAAGAUCUCUUCCAAAAUCCUAUUAUAAGUGCCGAUGAACUUGUUACAUUUGAUGCAGAUGAAGACACUCCGAAACCAAGUGUCAUCGAUCUUUCUCAGUACAGCCCAACUUACUUUGGACCAGAGCAUGCUCAGGUUCUUUCUCGUCACUUGCUUCAUUCAAGCUUGCCAGGUCUGACUAGGAUGGAGCAAAUGUCAUUGAUGGCGCUGGCAGAUACAAUUGCUACUACCAGCACUGACAUUGGAGAAAGCAGAGACAGAAAUCAGGGUGGAGAAACCCUUGAUGAGUGUGGUUUGAAAUUUUUAUUGGCUGUUCGGCUGCACACAUUUCUAACAACUUCACUUCCUCCUGUCCAUCGAGCUCAGCUGCUUCGCCAAGGCUUAUCUACUAGUCAUUUUGCCUGGGCGUUCCAUUCAGUAGCUGAAGAAGAACUACUGAGCAUGCUCCCUGCAGUACAGAAAGGAGAUCCAACAUGGUCAGAACUCAGAGCUAUGGGUAUUGGAUGGUGGGUUAGAAAUAUCCAUAGCCUGCGGAAAUGCAUAGAAAAGGUGGCUAAAGCAGCCUUUCAGCGAAACAAUGACCCGCUGGAUGCUGCCAUUUUUUACCUUGCAAUGAAAAAGAAGGCUGUGAUCUGGGGAUUGUACAGGUCCCAAAAAGACACUAAAAUGACACAGUUUUUUGGAAACAACUUUAGUGAGGACAGAUGGCGUAAAGCAGCGCUAAAGAAUGCCUUUUCUUUGCUUGGCAAACAGCGUUUUGAACAUUCUGCAGCAUUUUUCUUAUUGGCAGGACACUUAAAAGAUGCAGUGGAGGUCUGCCUUGAAAAACUGAAUGACAUUCAGUUGGCUCUUGUAAUAUCACGACUUUAUGAGUCGGAAUUUGAAGUAUCUAGUACUUACAAAUCUGUACUACAGAAGAGAAUUUUGGGAAGUGUCUUCCCUGGAAAAGAGAGCUCAGGAAACAUGCACUGUGACCCUUUUCUGCGAAGUAUGGCUUACUGGAUUUUGGAAGAUUAUAGCAAGGCUCUUGACACUUUGAUUAAACAUUCUGUUGGAGAUGAAGAUGAAGGAGAUGGCUCAUCAAGUUGUAACCCUGCAGUGUUUAACUUCUAUAACUACUUAAGAACACAUCCUCUCUUGUUGAGACGUCAUUUUGGCUCUUCUGAUACAUCUUCCACACACAUUUGCCUAACAGUAGAAAAUGGAUUAGCUGACAAAAUCAACCUGGGUGAAAGACGCCUCUUUUUCACCACUGCAUAUGCUCAUCUAAAAGCUGGUUGUCCUAUGUUGGCCUUAGAAGUGUUAUCAAAGAUGCCCAAAGUGUUCAAGAGAUCAAAGUCAUUUGGUAGGUCCCCUACCUUAAUGGAUACCAGUAAAGAUUUCUCACCGUCUUCUCCAGUUAAAGAGUUGGAAACAAAAGACAAGUCUUCGAGUGUUGAUUGGUCACAGCCGGUAUUGAAUGGUCUAGGUUCAUCUUCAGAUUGUUCAUCAGGAAAACAUUCAAGUUCAGCUCUUUCCUUAGACUGCCAGUCAAGUGCAAUAUUCCAAGAUGAACACUUCAAACUACAGUCAGACAGUGAUCAAAGUGAUGAGAGUGAAGAUUCUUCCCUGGUAAUGAAAGAGCUAAAACCUCGGAAGAGAACUGAAAACUUAAAUGAAACAGGUUCUAGCUACACAGAAUCUUUUAGUGUAGUUGAUGACAAAGAUAUUCUAAGUCCAUCAGAAGAUAUAAUUUCAGCACAGCUGAAGUUUAGAGCAUGCCUGAAAAUUCUUACUGUAGAGCUUCGUACACUGUCUACUGGUUAUGAAGUAGAUGGUGGGAAAUUGAGAUAUCAGCUUUAUCAGUGGCUUGAAAGAGAAGUGGUAGCUCUUCAGAAGACCUGUGAUUAUAAUGUUGAAGAGAUACAGCCAGGAAGUACUGUGAUGCCAGAGGAAACUACAUUAUAUGAAAACACUGAAAACUUAGCUGACCAGCAAAAAAAUAUGCUACACAAAGACUUCCAGAAAAGACGUCAAUGGCUUCUGAAAUACCAGUCUCUCCUAAGAAUGUUCCUUAGUUACUGUAUACUUCAUGGCUCUCAUGGUGGAGGAUUGGCAUCCGUUAGAAUGGAAUUAAUUCUGCUGUUGCAGGAAUCUCAGCAGGAGCAGUCAAUACAGAUACCUUCCAGCCCUCUGGCAGAGCAAAGCUCCAUACCCCUCCUGUUUGCUUGCACAGCUAGUGCCAAAACAGUGGUGGCUAAUCCCAUGCUACAUCUUGGUAAUUUAACUCAUGAUAUUUUACAUGCCAUAAUAAACCUUGAUUCACCACCUCAUCCAGAUACUCAGAACAACAAGAUAUACGUAAUGCAUACCUUAGCAGCAUCACUCUCUGCUUGCAUCUACCAGUGUCUUUGUGAUGGCCACAGCUACAGCUCAUUUCAAGCAAAUCAGUUUACUGGAACAGUGUAUCAGACAGUUUUGUUAACUCAGUGCCAUUCUCUAAGAACAACAAGCCCGGAAGAAACAGUGACUCCCAAUACAUCGCCUGCUCAGUGGCCAGGAAUAACAGCUCUAAUACGUCUUCUGAAUUCUGCUGGUGAGGAGGCCCAGCCAGGUCUCACAGUUUUACUUUGUGAAAUUCUAACUGCGGUUUAUCUGAGUCUGUUCAUCCAUGGUCUAGCAACACAUUCUAGUAAUGAGUUGUAUAGAAUUAUGGCUCAUCCACUUAACAACAAAAUGUGGUCUGCUGUCUUUGGAGGAGGAGCUCAUACGCCCAGCAAAGGACAACUGCAAUUAAAGACAAAAACUGUUGCUACUGUUGUGUAUGAUGGAGAGAAACAACAAAAACGUUACAGGCUUUCAUCAAAAACCUCUCCAAAAGAAAGUUCUCAGUUGCCUGCAUUGCCAUUGGUAGACCAAGAAUCUCCAUCUUACAAAGAAAGAUUUAUUCCUCCUGAGCUUAGCAUCUGGGACUAUUUCAUUGCAAAGCCUUUUCUUCCAUCGCAAAGUAGAGUAGAAUAUGAUUCAGAAGAGAGUCUGGAAAGUGGUGAAGAUGAUGAUGUUGAUGGAGAUGUGUUUGCAUCAAAUUCACAUAAUCAAGAGCAUUCUAAUUCAAAUUCAUUCAGUUGGUCACUGAUGAGAUUGGCAAUGGUUCAGCUGGUACUUCACAAUUUGAAGAGUUUCUACCCUUUGGCUGGACAUGAUCUUUCAGAGCUUCCAGUUAGCUCCCCAAUAUGCCAUGCAGUUUUGAAAACACUACAGCGCUGGGAACAAGUUCUUCUCCGACGCCUUGAGCUGUAUGGGGGUCCACCUCAAAAUUAUAUUUCAGUUCAUGCUUCUGAAGAUGCCCUAGCUGCUGGUCCUGCAUUGCUUCGCCAUAAAACUUUACUUGAGCCUACAAACACUCCAUUCAGAUCCAACACUCAUGUUGCACUGUCUGUGAAGAGGCUGUGGCAAUACUUGGUCAAACAGGAAGAAGUCCAGGAAACCUUUAUCAGAAAUAUUUUUACAAAGAAGCGAUGCCUGAAUGAGUCAUUAGAGGAGCACAAUGAAACCGUGAAAAAUUCUGUGGUGGAGGAGCCCAUCAUCAAUAAGAUAGAAACAGAUUUGGGAUACCCAGGGGGCAAAGCACGAAUUAUCCACAAAGAGUCUGACAUCAUUACUGCUUUUGCAGUCAAUAAAGCAAAUCGGAACUGCAUUGCAAUAGCAUCAAGUCAUGACAUUCAAGAGUUAGAUGUUUCUGCGAUUUUGGCUACACAAAUCUAUACCUGGGUUGAUGAUGAUGUGGAAAUAGAAAAUAAAGGGGCUGAUGAUUUCUUAGUAAUACAUGCUCGUGAUGAUCUGGUAAAUGUUCAGGGAACCACUCCUUAUACCCAUAGUAAUCCCGGCACGCCUAUCAAUAUGCCUUGGCUUGGUAGUACUCAAACUGGCAGGGGUGCAUCUGUGAUGCUCAAGAAGGCUAUUAAUAACGUCAGAAGAAUGGCUUCUCAUCCAACAUUACCAUAUUACCUGACAGGUGCUCAAGAUGGUAGUGUAAGAAUGUUUGAAUGGGGUCAUGCACAGCAAAUCACAUGUUUUCGAUCUGGUGGCAACUCAAGGGUAACUCGAAUGAGAUUCAAUUACCAAGGAAAUAAGUUUGGAAUUGUUGAUGCUGAUGGAUAUAUAAGUUUAUAUCAAACAAAUUGGAAAUGUUGCCCACUUACUGGAACUUCACCUAAACCAUAUUUGAUGUGGCAGUGUCAUAACAAAACAGCCAAUGACUUUGUUUUCAUCAGUUCAUCAUCUUUGAUAGCCACAGCAGGAUUGUCUUCCGACAACAGAAAUAUUUGUCUUUGGGAUACUUUGGUUUCACCUACAAAUAGCUUGGUGCAUGCUUUUAUCUGUCAUGAUAGUGGAGCAACUGUGCUAGCAUAUGCUCCAAAACAUCAGCUCUUAAUAUCAGGAGGCAGAAAAGGCUUUACAUGUAUAAUUGAUCUUCGCCAAAAACAACAGCAACAGUUACUCCAGAGUCAUGAUUCUCCAGUCAAAGCAAUUGCUGUUGAUCCUACAGAAGAGUAUUUUGUCACAGGAUCUGCUGAAGGCAACAUAAAGGUAUGGAGUCUGUCUACAUUUAGUCUUCUUCACACUUUCAUCAAUGAACACGCUCGACAGUCUCUCUUCAGAAACAUUGGGACAGGAGUCAUGCAAAUUGAGACAGGACCAGCAAAUCACAUAUUCUCCUGUGGUGCUGAUGGAACAGUAAAGAUGAGAAUCUUGCCUGAUAGAUUCAGCCCUUUAAAUGAUGUGUUAAAAAAUGAUUUGAAAUUUAUGAUCUAAUGUUUUUCUUAGCACAGUGUAUAACAACAUUCCUGUUCUGCCAUCCCUGAAACUAUUUUUCCUGAUACUAGCCAACAAAGCAGAUACACAAUGAUAGCUUGUGCCAGAAAGAUGCGGGUUUUGAUUUUUUUUUCUUUCCCCCUUUAUAUUUAUUACCUGAAGCUUCUAGUCCUUCAGAUUUUGAUCGUUGCCUAAA
Molecule: messenger RNA, 9214 nt
Organism: Chaetura pelagica (chimney swift)
Lineage: Eukaryota; Metazoa; Chordata; Aves; Apodiformes; Apodidae
Gene: DMXL1
Product: Dmx-like 1
Exons: 46
Coding region: 106-9018 (2970 amino acids)
Biological process (GO): vacuolar acidification
Cellular component (GO): RAVE complex
Molecular function (GO): protein binding
Source: RefSeq, a predicted model, not a curated record